GCAACGGGAAAGGGGAAUGGACCUGCAAACCUCUAGCUGAGAGAUGCUACGAUAACACUGCCGGGACAUCCUAUGUCGUUGGAGAGACCUGGGAGAAGCCCUACCAAGGUUGGAUGAUGGUGGACUGCACUUGCUUAGGCGAAGGCAAUGGACAUAUCACCUGUACCUCCAGGAAUAGGUGCAAUGAUCAGGAUACCAAGACUUCAUACAGAAUUGGAGAUACCUGGAGCAAGAAGGAUAACCGAGGAAACCUGCUUCAGUGCAUCUGCACUGGUAACGGCAGAGGCGAGUGGAAAUGUGAAAGGCAUUCAUCUGUGCAAACUCCUGGCAUUGGAUCUGGAUCCUCAACCUUCACAGAUGUACGAACUGCACUUUACCAGCCUCAGCCCCAGCCUCAGCCUCAGCCAUACGGUCACUGUGUUACUGACAGUGGGGUGGUGUACUCUGUUGGGAUGCAGUGGCUCAAGACGCAGGGCAGCCAACAGAUGCUUUGUACUUGCCUGGGCAAUGGUGUCAGCUGCCAGGAGACAGCUGUGACCCAAACCUAUGGUGGCAAUUCUAAUGGGGAGCCAUGUGUUCUGCCAUUCACCUAUGGUGGGAGGACUUUCUAUUCUUGCACCACGGAAGGUCGUUCGGAUGGACACUUCUGGUGCAGCACAACCUCCAACUUCGAACAGGACAACAGAUACUCCUUUUGUACUGAACAAAAUGGUAAGCUUGUCUAGAGAAAUGUAUUGGGA
This is a messenger RNA of Chrysemys picta bellii (western painted turtle), 740 nucleotides long. Lineage: Eukaryota; Metazoa; Chordata; Testudines; Emydidae. The record is from RefSeq and is a predicted model, not a curated record.